GAGAUCAUUAAAUAAGAAUGAAUAAUUUGUUAUUAUUGUGCAAACAUUGAAUUUAAUUAGUGAUGAUAAACCCGGUAUGGCAGAAAGACAGGAUAAUGAGGUGGAGGAGGCUGAUCAGGUGUACCUGCUCAUGAAUAAAGAUUAUCACAUAUCCCGCAAUGUACGUCUGUCCUGGUUCCUCAGCAGGCUUAAUCAGGUCAUCCGACCCUCACCCAAAUCUGAGCUGCUGAAAUCAGAGGAGGAGUUGGAUGUCGUCAGUAUCCUCCCUAAAGGAUGGCAGCCCGGUUCUCCUCCAUCCUCGGUGCCAUAUCUGCUGGUGCCAUCUACUCGAGUCACUUUGCUGGCCCGCAGGUACCGCUUCGUCAUCGAGCUGGACCUCAGCCCCUCCACCGGGAUUGUGGAUGACAGUACAGGCGAGAUGAUCUUUGAUGAGGUCUUCCACGCCCUGAGUCGAUGUCUGGCUGGACUGGCUGCCCCAUUUCAGGUUCCAGGCUCGGACUUCCUGUUGCAGCCGGAAAUCUUCAUCACCAUCCUGGCCUACUCGUCCAUCAUCGGCCUCAGCUCACAUCAGGUGUUGGUGCAGGGAUGCCAGUUGAACUGUACAGAUCUGGAUCAGUUCUUGCACCAGAUCUACCAGCAGCUUCGUGCUGUGGAGAACAGCAUCGCUGAGGUGUUACAGCAUCAGCAUGUCCAGUGCAAUGGCUGUGCCCUCGCUGACAUCGGGGAGGAGCAGGCGCAGUGGAAGCAGGGUGUUUCCAUGGUGACCGCAGAUGUGGGACUGGUCGGUAUGGUUCGACAGGGCAUCCUGGCACUCCAGCUUCUCCCGCCGAACUCGAGUGCAGGUAUAAUAAUAAUCACAGACGGAGUGACGAGUGUUCCAGAUGUGGCAGUGUGUGAGACCCUGUUGAAUCAGCUGAGGAGUGGAACCAUCUCCUGCUCCUUUGUUCAGGUGGGGGGAACGUACUCCUACGACUGCAGUUUCGGGUAUGUUCCGAACGUGGAGCUGAUGAAGUUUAUCUCCAUGGCUACUUUUGGGUCGUACUUGAGCUUGUGUCCCGACCCGGUGCAGGUGGAACAGGAGAUGAACUCAUACCAUCGCUCCUUCCUCACCUACUCAUUUCUCCGUACCAGCGAGUCCCUGAACCCCGAUUACUACUGCUUCUCUCAGCACAGGUUGUUUAAUGAACACUUGGUGUCGGUGAGCGGGAAUCCGGCUCUGGGGCUGCGCAGGAAGAAACACACGGCGAAGGAGGUGCACGCUGACCUGAUCAGUGUGCUGUCAGUCCGACUGAGAGAGGGCUACACCAUCCGCGACAUCAGCUUCACCAAAGGAGGUACUCAGCUGGAGGUGAAACUGGUGUUGCUGUGGAAACACAACAUGCGCGUGGAGUACGUGGUGGUGGCGUCGUGGCCUCUGGACCCGGCCGAGCGCGGCACCUGGACAGAGGUGACGAUGGAGGGCAGCUACGACAUCCUGCACGACCUCAGCUGCACUCUGAGGAAACCCAUCACCAGCCCGUACCGGACAGCCGUCAUCCGUCGCUUCUGGAACACCCUGCAUGGCAUCAAUCAGACAGACCAAAUGCUGGUCCACUUGCAGUCCUUUAACUCCAUUCCUGAGCACUACACCAUUCCUGAGAGCACUAAAAACGGCUUACCCCUCUUCUACAUCCCACCUGGAUCCACCACACCCGUCCUCUCCUUACAGCACGGUGGCUCAAAAGACUCCAGCCAAUCCCAGUUUGCUUCCUACUGGAAGCCAAUUCUGUCUAUGGAUGCCAACUUCUGGCCUCGUUGGUUGCACAUGCAUCGAAUCGCCAUCAUCCUGGAGCAUGAUGUUCCUGUUCCUAAACACGUGCACAGUGCGGGCAGUAACGGCAGGUUCAGCACCGUACAGUGCAGAAUAGCUCACUCAGCCCUCACCUCACUGCUGAGAGACUGGAGCAGCUUCGUCCUGGUGGAGGGUUACUCCUACGUCAAACUCAUCUACAGCGCCGACCAGCAGCCGGUCUCCUUCUACCUGGUGCGUCUGAUCUCCAAAGCUCCGUGCAUGGUGCUGCGUUUAGGCUUCCCCAUAGGAACUCUGGCCCACACCCGCAACAAGAUUGUGGACAAGCUGCGAGAGCAAAUCCUCAGGCUACGUUUUCCACACCGGGUCCAGAAUAAGGAAGCCACGCCAAAAACCAAAAGGAAGAUUUUGGGUAAUUCCUCCCCCUCCAAAUCCCCUCCUCUGCCUGUCCCAAAACCUGCACUGUCUGACCGACCAUGUGUGGUCAUCUUCAGCAAACCCCUGGAGAAGCUACUGAUCAGGUAUGAGAAGCUUCCCACAGACUUCCGCAGCCCCUUCAUGUUGAACCUGGACGCGCUGGGGCAGCCGCUCAGCGUUGCCGCCGGUCGCUCCGGCUCCUCGUCAGUGGCCUUUUUGUCCCGCUAUUUACUGCAGCAGCGCUGGGUGUGGACGGUACAGAGCAGUCAGGGUGGAGCUGUUUCGCUGCAUGCCGUCGCACAUAUACUCUCCACACUCGCCGAGAUCCGUCUGUCUGAGGGCUUCCACUUUGCUGCUAGUGGCGAGGGAAUCGUCAACAUGGUGAUGGAGCUGCCCAUGGCCGUCAAAACACCAAAGGAGACUCCAGCAGCACUGGAUACGCAGCAUCAUACCUGCAUUGUCCAGUACAUCAUGUUCCCUCCACACUCCACCUCCACUAAAGACAGCUUCUCCACAGACGACGAUAAUGACACGGAGGUGGAGGCCAUCGACAUGGAGACGGAGCUGAACCUGGUGACGGAGUGCUGGGUGGAGCCGCAGAGUGGGAACGUCUGGAGUCCGACGGAGCAACAGCGCCACUUUCACAACCUCGGCUACAACCAGAUCCCUCAGGCCAUUUUUCCUCGUGAUCUGUCGGGCAUGUCCACAUUGUUGACGUUCGAGUACCUCAUCCAGCUGUGCAAGAAUAAGGAUCAGGUGCAGCCACUCAGCAGCUGCAAAGAUGCCACAGCUGAAGCUCCAGCUGCUGGAUCUACUGACAGCGUACACAUAGUGCCUUUCCAGUUCGACCUGCUGAAGCUUCUGCCCAAGUGCCAGCAGAUAGAGCUGUUCUUCUACACUUUCAGCAACGCGGAGAAUGAAGAUCCAUCCCAGUGCGGGCCCUCUCUUCCCAACGACCUGCUGCUCGGCCUCUUCCACAGCUCCCUCCAGAACGAACUGGGCGACCGGGAGAUUGCACUGGCUGAAGGAGAUCACGUGACCUUCAUGCAUCACAUCCUCGAGAGGGAGCGGGACGGCCACGUGGCUCCGUUCUCACUACCAGUCAUUAAUGAAGAGUGUCCCGCUCCGGACAGACAGGACACGGUGUUGUCCUCUCACACUAUAGGGAGCAGUAAGGAGGUGACGGGUUCCACCAGCACUCUGCAGAGCUUCAGUAAUGCAGAUCUGGUGGAUGAGGAGUCGAUGCAGAUGGAGAGAGAGCGUUUGAACCCUCAGUGGAAAUGCUACGCUAAACACAUCAGCGCACAGCAAAUUCUGCUCAUCUUUAUCCCAGCUACCUACGCCGAUGUGCAGAUCUUGAUGUCCUUCGGACUGGGAGUUAAACCUCAAGUGAACGCUGAUGCGAAUGAUGAUGAGAAGACUCUCAGUCAGGGAAACAGCCAAUCACAGAGUGGCUUCCUGAACAGCUCCGCCAACGGACCUGUAGGAGAGAUGGAUUUUGCAGAAGCUGGUGAAGGUCUGUCAGGAUUGAACGCUGAAGCAGAACUGCAGAGCACUGAGAACCAGGACCCAGUGGAAACUACUGCAGUCUCAUCUAUAGAGGAGAAGGACAGCGUUCAGUUUUCAGAGCCGGAGAGACAAGAUCAUUCUCGUCUGCUCUCUCAGCAAAACGGCGGAGACGCUACCCGUCCCCGCUGUCCCGUCUACAUCUACAACUGCUGCAUGGAUUCACUGAAAGACCAGCUGCUCAGUCAGCACUCGAACCGCCGACCCAGAGACGUCUUCCUCAGACCACAAGAUGCAGCAUCCUGGGAGCUCAGUCAGCAGCUGAAGUCCAGGUCUCUUUCUCAGGAGCGCAGCAGCUCCUCCUCCUGGUCAGAGCUGAUGCUGCACCCUCAUAAGCAGAAAGAACUGGCCAACUACUGCAGCCUUCUACAGGAGCACUACUACCAGAGCUACGUCAGAGGUGUGUACCGCAGUCUGCAGCAGGCCUACAGCAUCAGCUCCCAGGACGUCCUGACAGCCAUGGACUACUGUGAGGAGUCACUGCAGGAGAUUGACAUCACAUCCUUCCUGCAGACCCUCUGUGGGCACGUACGCACGUUCCGUGAGAAGCACGAGCCCCUCGUGGCGGAAAACGCGAGGAAGCCCCCGAGAUUGGCGCCCACCUUCGUCGUCGGGGAGGAGGAGGAGGAGGAGGAGGAAGAGAGAGCGGACAGAGCCACACUGGUGUCCUCAUCCAGUGUCGAGCUGGAGGACGUAAGUGAGGUGGAGUCUAGAGAAAAAGUUUCCACCCCCAUCCCACCUAAGGGACCCAGGUGUUUGAAAAUCCCAGAAUUCUCUCUGUCUUUGCUCCACUCGCAGCAGAACUGUGAGGUAUAUCCUGACCUGCACAAAAUCAUACAGGAGAAGUUCUUGGAGAUCGGUGCUCAGUAUUUCAAAACUGUUCCCUCCAACCCACAUUAUUUCUUCUACUGCCCUCAGUCCUCCAAAAAAGAGGAGGAGUCUGAUGAAGAGAGGGAGAGGAGGAUCAGUGAGGAGGGUGAUGUCUCUGAGGCUGAGCUGGCCACAGAGGACGAGAACGUGUCGGGGUGCUGCAUGGUGUCGGAGAGCGAUACGGAUCUGGAGGUGGAGUACCAGGAACAGGCGAACUCCAGAACCGACGAAGACGACGACGAAGACGACGACGAAGCCGACGCCCAUUCAGGAUCUGAAUCCAACACUGUGAACCAGGACGAGGACUCGUUCAGUAUCCUGGAUGGAGACUCUGUGCUGGAGGCACCUGAACCUGAACUGCCUCCUUUAUUCGUCCACCUCGUCUGCUCACUCAGCACCAAGAACAGCCACGGCUCCAUGCCAAUCAGGACGCUGCCCACCUGCCUGGGUGAGCUGGUCGGCUGUCUGGAGAACGCCGAGUCUCUUCAGUCGGUGGAUCUGAACGAGCUCUCGGUCACUCUGGACAUUUUUGUGUUGACGUUACCACUUGAAAUCGAGGUCUUGGAAUCGGACAUCAGCCACAUGAGGUACACGUCUGAGAGCAGUGUUUCCAUGUAUAGGUCUCCAGGUCAGCCGUCCUCUUAUCGUUCUGAUGAAGAGCUCAUGGAGAAUCUGGAUGGACUCCGGGGGGUCGGAAUAGAUGGGGUGUCUGGUGAUCCUCUGUCCAAACUCCCGAUGCUUCAGAAACAGGCAGUGCUAGCAACCAUGGAUGAGAUCCGAUGGUUGUUGGAGGACGAGAUCGUAUCAGCUCUGCGUCACUCGUCGGUCGUGGACUCCUUCACUUUGCAGAAGGUUUCUGAUCACGUCUCUCGCUCCAGCGGUCGACCCGGCUGCCUUCACCAGCUCGUCCCUCUGCAGUUCGUCUUCGGGCCUGAACAGUCGCUCGAGAAGUUCAAAGAGGAGUUCCGGCGCUUGUCAUUUCCUGGCUACCUGCUGAACUCAGAGAAGCAGAACUUCCACUACGUCUCUCUGAGCCGCCAGCACUCGCGCCGACUGCAGGCUGCCCGUCAGCUCCACCCAAACUCCGCCACUUCUCAGGGCGCGGGGUCUGAGUCUCAACCGGCCGUCCACAGUCCUGAGGCCGAUAACAGCUCGAAGGUACUGAGCGGUGACUCCAUGGCUGUUAAGGAGCCGGAAAAGGGGGCGGAGUCACAGGUUGAAGGAUAUGAAGCGACUCUGAUCCUGGAACCUCAGGAGGAACCCAAGGAGGAACCUCAGGAGGAACAGAAGGAACAGGUUAACAUCAUGAAGGAGGACGAUUGGUCUAAAGAUUCUCUUCCUGAUCACAUCAGUGUGCUUGGUACGGAUGAUGCUGACCCUCAGAGCACCAGCCAACCACUGUCCAGCAGCGGUGACCACGCCUCUCCUCCUAAAACACUGUCCGGCGUCAGCCUGGCCGAGUCGGUGCAUUCUGUCACGCAUGGCAACGGGAAGCCCAGACCGAGUCGUGUCCAGAGUGUUGUGUCCAGUCAGGACAGUGUGGACUCAGACAUGUUGGGCUACGAUGGAGGCAGCAGCGACUCAGAGUGUGAUGGACCCACCAUGGACGAUCAGGAGACCCAAAGUCCUCUCAUGCCUGAUUUCUGGCUCAUUAUUCAAAUCCAAGUGGACCGACUGGAGGUUUUCUCACACUCCAGAUGCUUUAAUAGUGGAAAAGAAGAAAAAGCAGAAGAGGAAGAGGAGGAGAUCUCAGAGAGCCAACGUCUUCAUCAGCUCAUCGUAGAGGAAAUCGGAAAGAUCUGCAGGAAAGUCAAUCAGCGUCUCUUGCUGCAAGAUCUGCAUGACAGCCACGUGUGUAACUCUCUGCUGGUGGCAGAAAGUGAAGAGGACAUCUGGAAGAACGAAUCUCAGUAUCGACAGAGGAUGGCAAACUCGGACGAUUAUAAUGCAGAUGAGAGCUACCAGCCGAGAGAUUACUUGGCCGCCACUAUGCACUUUAUGCCGGGUCACUUCGCCUGUGAUGUGGUUUGGAGCACCAUCAUUCAGAUUCACCCGCGAUUAAAGAUGGGACCGAAUAUGGGGGUCGCGCGAGCCAUCCAGGCUCUGCGUUCCGUGUUAAACGCUUUCUGCGUGGUGAACCGCAAGAACAUGUUCGUGUACCAGGAACGCACCACCAAAUCCGUCUUCUACCUCAGACUGUCAGAAACCUCUCAGACGGGGAAGUACAGCGAUCUGGACGGGAAUCUCCAUGUUUCUCGCUCCCUGGGCCUGGCUCGCAGUCAAGAGCCACUGGGAUUUGAAGAUCUCACGGGCUCUCGGUCAUCUCUGGAGGGCUCCAGGCCGGUGGGACAGGUGGACAAGCACAUCCUGCUAUUGGUGCACGGAGUGGGACGUGCAGGUCUGGAGAUCACAGACGAAUUGGUGAAGGUUCUGAGGAAGCGACUGGAUGAAGCCACUCUCGACAUCAUCACUGUGAUGCUGGUUAGGAACUGCAAACUGACGCCUGCAGAUGUGGAGUUUAUCCAGCCUCCAGGUUCUGCUCCUACUGAGGUGAUAGAGUUCCACCUGCCUGAGUACGGUAGGGUGUGGAUCCGAGCCCUGGCCCAUUACCUCCGCCAGAAUCUGCUCAUCUUCCUGCACAUCCCCAAAUACACCGACAGUAACAUGGAGCACCACUUUAAGCACUUCUUUCAUAUGAACACUGAACUGCCCGACUCUGACAUCUACCUCUACAAUAAACCUGGAGGCCAGGGCACCGGGGGGAAAGGUAUCGCUUGUAUUGCACUGUCUUUUGUGGAUGCUCAGAAUCGCCCCCUGCAGGUCGGUGCUCAGGACGGAGGCUGGGCGAGAGAAGGCGGCUCGUCCAUCUCUCUACAACCUGAGCGGUUUGAGACCCUGACCACCGUGGAGAAAGUCGAUCCAGACACACAGAGCUCAGGUGCUUCAGUGCGGGUGAGGUUUGAUAUCUGGGAGCAGGGGAACGUGAGCCCUCUGCAGCUAACGGAGAAACUGAGAUCAGCGGUACGCCAUGCGCUCUGUGAUCUCAUCACGGAGAUGAAGCUCCUGCCAAACCCGCUGUGUCUGGAGACCUUCUGUCUAUCUGGGACGGGACAGAAAGGCGAGAAUUUAGCCGUCAGUCCUCCUCAGCCUGAGCGCAGAGAACCGAAGGAGAGCCCUCGCAGAACCUCUCUGGUGAGAAGCGGUCCUGCUCCCAUCAACCUGAACUCCGCUUCCAGCUCCAGCCCCACAACUGGGACCAGCACCCCCGAGUCCACCACGCCCACAAGCAAAACUGUGCGCCGGAGCUUCUGGGAAAUCCUGAGUAAGCCAGACUCGUCGGAGGUGGGCAGCGUGAAGACGACGGACGAUAUCGUACCGGAGAAGGUGGAGGAGAGUCGCGUCUCCCGCAGGAGACACAAAACCGAGUGCGCUAAACAGCAGUGGAGUCAGGAGAGAGCCGUAGCGGUGGAGAGAGAACAAGCACAAAGGCGUCAUGUGACUCAGUUAGAGGAGGGAGACGUGGGUACUCUCCACCCGGUCUAUCACGCUUCUUUCCAGCCGUGGGUGCUCUUCAUGUCCACCCUAGGUUGUCCAUCCGUCCAGCACUGCACUGCUGAGAUCUCAUCUCUCUUCCUCCUGCCGUCCAUUGUAACCGAGGUGGUGAAUCUGGUGGCAUCUCUGGCACCGGAUACUUCCGUGAAGGUCUUUGAGAGGACCAGCUCUGCUCAGGGAGACAUUUUCAUCCCUCUGUCCCAUGUCCAACCGGUCAGUCAUCCUCCGUCCACCAGCAGAAGCUUCAUCAUCGUUGGUCGUAACUUCCAGCAGUGGCACUACAGCAUGGAGCCAGACGAGCGUUCGGAUGAAGAAAACGCUGCCGUGCUAAAUAGGUUCACACCUCAUAAAGGUUUGCAGAGGUUCGAGGCGCUGGAGCACAGCGAUUGGCUGAGCCCCGGGCAGGCCUGGAAGGGCGUGGCUCCACGUCAGAGGUUCCUACACAUGCACGUCGUGGAUAAGAAGUUGAGUGUGUGUGUGUAUAACUGGUCGGUGGACGUGGGUGCGUGUCUAAGCCGGGACCUGGUGAGACAGGUACAGUGGCAGAACGCUCGAGCUCACACCAUCCACUGCCUGCUUAGUCAGAAGAUGGGUCUCUUCCACCAUUACUGCUUCACCGAUGCACCUACACACGAGGACAUCAAACAGGAUCCGAACCCAUUCCUCAGCUCCACCAUGGAGGCCGAUGCCCUGCUGCGUAGUCCUGUACCACCAGUACCCAAUAAGGAUGCGGGUCGCCUGAGUAGUUCGGGACGUGGCCUGCCCCAUCUGCCCUUCCCCGCUGAGCUGGUGCCUUUUGAUGAAGCUCUCAGAGACGUGAGCGCGGCUCGCCUGCCCAACCACGAUGGAGGCGAUGUGGUGGCUCGACACGGGGCUCAGCUGCUCGAGGUGAAAGCUUCAGAACGCAGAGAGUUGGAGAAGCAGAUGAAGAUUGAGAACCUGUUCGUGACGUGGCAGCAGAGAUCAGCUCAGUCCAACAUGCCCAUUUCUGCAGCGGAUCUGGAUGCUCUGAAGCAGUCGUCUCGGUUGGUUCAUUACUGCGCCACUCCUCUGCUCUUCGACCCGCUCUUUAGAAAGCAGAUCCAGGAUGAGCUCCGAGUCCAGCCGCAAAUGAAGAAGCGGCAUCGCUCCAACGACUCGGCGGCAUCAGGGCGCGACCGCAGUCACAGCACAGACUCGGCCGAGCUGCUCCCUGUCCGCUGUAAGGAGGAGCAGGAGAUCUGCAGCGCCUUCAUGCAGCAGUAUGUGCAGUACCUACAGAGCCUGGGCUUCAUCCUGGUGCAGGUCCGACCCCCUUCACCCGCACGCAGUAUUGCUCGUGCUCGGGCGGCCAUGCUGAGUUCUCUGUCCAUAGAGGGCAGAUCUUCAUUUUCUUCUUUCUCCUACAACAAGCAGAAGAGUGAGGACAGUCCUAAGAGCAGUGGAACGAGCACCACGGCGUAUCACCUGCAGAGGGCGCUUCCCGGCGGGAUCAUGCUAAUGGAGCUGGCCUUCCAGGGUUUUUACUUCUGCGUGAAGCAGUACGCGCUGGAGUGCUCGCGGAUUCCCAUGGGCCAGACCGUGAAUUCCCAGGAUCCAUCCCCUCGUAGCAAGCCGUUCCCCGAGGCCUCCUCACACUCAGACUCUGUGCUGUCCAUGCUGUUCACCGAGGAGUGUGACAAGGUCCGAGAUCUGAUGCACGUUCACUCCUUCAGCUACGACUUCCACCUGCGCGUGGUGCAUCAGUACCUGCUGGGGUGUCACAUGACCCUGAGGCAGGGCUACCAGCUCACCAGCUUCCUGGAGGACUUCAUUUCCCAUUACCCUGACAUUCCCAAGUUCGGACGCAACCAUGUCUACCAGGGAAGUUUCUCCAUUUCCACAGGAAUGAUAACGGCUCACCAGUUGUAUAAUUACAUCACCGAUCACGCCGGGACGUACGGCAUGAAGCCGCUCCGCAUGUCCAAAUCCGCAGUGACCACCGACAACAAGAAGGGGGCGCAGAAUGCGGACCAGCACGAGUACGCGCUUGUGGCUCUGUGGAACAGCUCUGGAUCCUAUAAGGACCUGGAGGGGCUGCGACACCACGAUGACUUUGAUGUUUCUCUGCUGGUGUGUCACAACGCCGCUCCGUUUGAGGAACAGUCCGAAGGGGAGAGACACCUACUGAGGUUAUGCUACUACGUGAUCAUGACCAGUCAGAGAGAGCUGUUCCCCCGUCUCACGGCUGACAUGCGCCGCUUUAAGAAGCUUCCUCAGAUCUACCGUGACCCCAGUGAUCUCAGUGGGCGUGGUCACCUGGAGAGGGCAGACCCAGGCGUCAUGGACGUUCAAGAAUCCGAGCACGACCUUUGGGAUGAAGCGUCCCCGGCCUUAGACCCGGAACCCGAGCCUGACCUUGACCCUGACCGUGCUGAGCCUCCUUCAGGUGCUGAAGGUGAGGAGCAUGGCGCGGACUUCCCCGACGCAUCGUGCCCGUGGUUCCCGUUACUGAACAGUGAGGUGAUGUCGGCGCGAAGGCAGAUCCAGAGCAGUGUGACCGAGGCCAUGGCGCACUGCCGCAGGGAUAACUUGUGGAGACGGCUGUUUCACGGUGAGCACGCCGCCCUGGACAAGCUCAAACUCAGCAAGCUGGCCUUCAACGAGCUCGAGGAGCUGCUGAACGCCGUGCAGAGCCGAUCGGUGGCGGAGAUCGACCCUCAACUGGACUGUUUCCUGACCAUGAGUCCUGCCUGGUACCAGAGUCUGAUCAAAGUGCUGCUGGCUCGUUUCCCACAGAGCUGCAGGCACUUCGUGGACGACAGCGGCAUUCAGUACCUGGCGGUCCUCAACCAGAAGUUCACCGACUGCUUCGUGCUGGUCUUCCUGGAUGCCCAGGCGGGUAAAACGAGUCUGAAGGUGGUUUUCCGGGAGCCGUUGCCGUUCCAGGCUCAGCCCAGCAGCAGCCCUCCUCCGCAGCUCGUCUCCAUGUACCAUCAUCUGGAGUCUGUGAUCAACACGGCCUGCUACAACCUGUGGACGGGGCUGCUGUAGGGCUCGCUGAAGGAGCUUUCUCUGAGUGGAUCCAGAGCUGCUGGAUCGAGAGAUCUACCUCACAGCCAACAUCUCAAGCUGAAUCAUUAAUGAAACGUGGAGUGUUUGUUGUACUGAGCCAGAGAUUAAAUUUAUGAAGUGUGUGGCUGCGUUUUAAAAGAGUAUGAUGGUCAUCGGUCAGCAGAACACACCACUAACAUCAAUAUGUCUGAUUCAUCUCUUUUCUUCCUCCAUCUUUGUAGACGUUCUUUGGGUUUGUAGAUUGUUUAGAACGGUCUAAUUCACUAGCCCACCAUGGCUGAGAUCUCAAGCCUAUAUUUCAGCUGUACUAUCAACCAGUCAGGUGCCCACACAUACAGAAUUGGCUGUGUCUAGGGGAGGAGGUGGUCAAUUGGGUUCCUUAUUGCUGCUUCAAAUGUAGACUCUGGUUAAUUGUAGUUGAUGCAUUCAUGAAUAGUAGUGUAUGACAAGAAGUGGUCACAUUUACGGCUCUAUUUGGUCUGGAGGUCUGUAGCGGCAGAGGAAGUUACAAUUGGGGAAUUGGAUAUGACUAGAUUGGGAGGAAGAGUGGAAAAUGGGAAAACUAGGCAAAAUAAAGAAUGGGAACUGAAGAAUGGGAAUCCAGCGCAUCAGGGUAAGAAGGCUUCUGAUGAAAUCACAGGGUCAGUUAAGGGCUUGUCAGUGUCGUUAGUAGGUGACAGAAUGACGGUGCGACUACAAGAAUGACCAACUGUGUGUGAGCGAAAUGGAAAUGACUAAUUGCAUAAUCCGAUGACCUUUUUGGUUUGUGUAAUGGAUGGAAGAUUAAGUGACCUGGGAAAGUGGAAAGUUGGAGCAACUCGUGAAUGACAAACCUGAGUCUGAUGGAGUAACAGAAUGACAGACCUGUUUACCGAACGUCUUGGCAUGCUGUCGGGGCGAACAUCAAUCACCAAAUCGCCACGGGUGGAACCAGAGUAAUGAACCGAAUGACAGAAGUGAACAGCGACUCAGAUUGGUGACAGAAUGACUGAGUAACCUCAUGGACUUUGGUUUGAGAUCUGAACGUUCAUGUCGGUGUCAGACUGAUGGAAAAACUGACUCUGAAUUAAGUGACAGAAUAACAAAGAGGCUGGAAUGACCUGAACGAUUGGUAACAGCAUGACAGACUUCAGUAAGUGACCUAAAGGAGUAAAUAAUGACCACUGGAGUGACUUGAGUUACUGAAUGACUUACAGAAUAAUGCCAAAGAGCAAGAGUGGAGGUAGUGACGGAAUGAUGGUGCGACUAAAAGAAUGACUGUGUGUGAAAUGACUACACGCAUAAUCUGGUGACCUUUAUGAGUGACUUGAAGCUCUGGUUUGUGUAAUGGAUGGAUGACUAAGUGACUUGGGAAACUGGAACAUCACAGGAACUCGUGAAUGACAAACCUGAGUCUGAUGGAGUAACAGAAUGACAGACCUGCUGACCGAACGUCUUGGCAUGGUGUCGGGACGAACAUCAGUCACUGGAGCCAGAAUAAUGAACCGAAUGACAGAAGUGAACAGCGACUCAGAUUGGUGACAGAAUGACUGAGUAACCUCAUGGACUUUGGGUUGAGACCUAAACGUUCAUGUCGGUGUCAGACUGAUGGAAAAACUGACUUAACUGAAUUAAGUGACAGAAUGAUAAAGAGGCUGGAAUGACCUGAACGAUUGGUAACAGCAUGACAGACUUCAAUAAGUGACCUAAGGAGUAAAUAAUGACCACUGGAGUGACUUGAGUUACUGAAUGACUUACAGAGUAAUGCCAAAAAGCAAGAGUGGACAUAGUGACAGAAUGACGGUGCGACUAAAAGAAUGACUGACUGUGUGAGUGACUUGGAAAUGACUAAUCGUAUAAUCUGCUGACCUUUAUGAAUCACUUGAAGCUCUGGUUUGCGUCGGAGCGACUCGUGAAUAACAAACCUGAGUCUGAUGGAGUAACAGAAUGACAGACCUGCUGACCGAUCGUCUUGGCAUGGUGUCGGACGAACAUCAGUCACUGAAUCGCUGCGGUCGGGGCCAGAAUAAUGAACCGAAUGACUCGUAAUCAUUCUGUCACCAACCUGAGUCGCUUUUCACUUCUGAGUAGCCUCAUGGACUUUGGGUUAAGACCUAAAUGUUCAUGUCCGUGUCAGACUGAAUUAAGUAAAGGAUGGAAUGAAAGAGUGACAGAAUGACAAAAAGGCUGGAAUGACCUGAACGAUUGGUAACAGCAUGAGACUUCAGUAAGUGACCAAUGGAGUGACUUGAGUUACUGAAUGACUUACAGAAUAAUCCCAAAGAGCAAGAGUGGACGUAGUGACGGAAUGAUGGUGAUGAUGCUGCUGAUCGAACGUCUUGGCAUGGUGUCAGGACGAACAUCAGUCACCGGAACCAGAAUAAUGAACCGAAUGACAUUGAAAAGUGAUUUAGAUUUGUGACAGAAUGACAGAGUAACCUCAUGGACUUUGGUUUAAGACCUAAAGGUUCAUGUCAAUGUCAGACUGAUGGAAAAACUGACUCUGAAUUAAGUAAGUGAUGGAAUAAAAGAGUGACAGAAUGACCAAGAGGCUAGAAUGACCUGAAUGAUUGGUAACAGCAUGACAGACAGUCAGUAAGUGACCUAAGGGAGUAAAUAAUGACCAACUGAGUGACUUGAGUUACUGAAUGACCUACAGAAUAAUGCCAAAGAGCAAGAGUGGACGUAGUGACGGAAUGACCGACCACACUUUGACUUGACAUUUGUGUGUGUGUGAUGCAAACACUGUAAUAUUGAUCAUCAGUGAGCGUGACGCUUUGAUAUUCGAGCGGAUGAUAAACGCUGCACAUUAGCGCGAGUGUGUGUGUGUUUAGCGGAGCUAAAAUGAUAAUUAGCAUUGCUAAUACUGCCAUUAUUAUUUGCCCAGAAGUGCCUACAAAGGUUUUUUUUCUGAGGAAGUGACUAAAUUAUCGUUUGUGAUUUAAAUGUCAUCACUGUUUUUUUGCAAUUGUGUGUUUAAGCCAAAUAUUUACACGUCGUUUUGAUUCACACUGACUGAACGGGCUGAGAUGAGAUGACGACUGUAUUUUCUUUAUUUUAUUUUUCCUAAAAUAAGACACUGGACAUUUUCAUAAUGCUAAUGAUUAGCGUCUGAUGUGUGUGUUUAGGCAGUAUCAUGAUCAGUGAAUGAAAGGAUGUGUACAUAUUGUAAAUAUUGAGCGAUUUGUAAGUGUAAAAAGUAACAUGUACAAUAAAUUAAUAAAAGAAACUCUUCAUUUA
Molecule: messenger RNA, 14446 nt
Organism: Trichomycterus rosablanca
Lineage: Eukaryota; Metazoa; Chordata; Actinopteri; Siluriformes; Trichomycteridae
Gene: szt2
Product: SZT2 subunit of KICSTOR complex
Exons: 75
Coding region: 77-11206 (3709 amino acids)
Cellular component (GO): peroxisome
Source: RefSeq, a predicted model, not a curated record